CAGAGACCCCAACCCCAAGGUGGAGCGGCUGUACGACAGCGAGAGAGACGAUCACAUGCUGAGAGUCCAGAACUUUUCUAUUUUAAAUCGACACAUCAGAGCCUUCUACCAGCUCGUUGUGCUGACAUCAAGUGGCCAAUAAAUCAACUAGAAAUGUGCACUCAGUAGAGUGCAGAUCUCCGCCAGGUGUGUCUGCAACGACCACUGCUACAUUGUGUGAUUGAAUGAGGACAACACACAAUUGGCUCACCCCCAAACACACUGUCCAUCCCGUUAGCUGUUGGCCUAGCACACUAUCAUCUCUGUGGGUGCAGAGAAAAAGUCAGUAAAAUGUUGUAAAAAGUCAGAAACCUUUUGCCGUUACUUAUUUUACCUUUCUUUUUUUACUUGAACUUGUUAAAUACGCUUAUUUGCUUUCUUGCGUGAAUGAGAACAUCAAUAUCACUCUUGUGUCCGUCCAAGUGAUGAAGCUCCACCCAGCAGUCAGCUAGCUUAGCUAAGCACAAAGAUUGGUUACAGGGGAAACGGAAAAUAAUGAACAUGUCAUAUGUUUUGUUUUAUCUCUACAAAGAAGUGUAAAAGCGGCUCCUCGGAGUCUCAGACUUGAAAGACUGUAAAACCUCAUCAAAGCAUAUAUUGGAUAUGUCAAACUCUGGCAUUAAUAUUUUUUUAUGAAAAAUGUCUUGAAUAGCUUUGUUGAUUUUCCAGCACUGGGUGGACUUAAAUGACCCUCAGCCCAUUAUAAGUAGAAAAGUAGAAAAGUCUUGUUAAAAACAGUUUAAAUAUCCUUCUAAAACAUAACUGGGGGCCACACCAAAUGUCCGAGGGAGAGAGGGUGAAAGAGGAGGCUGGAUAAGCAGUUGUCAAGCUGUGAGGUAGUAAAAACAGGAGGGCAUACUGAAGCUCAACCAUCAGCCUCAACACAUGAACAUUUUGCUCAAGGAUAUUUGAAGUUUGAAGUCCAUGCAGGGGGUGACGCAUCAUUUGCCCAAAAGAGAAAGAGAUAAAGCAACAGAACAUUUGCAUCCUCAGUAGACGUGUCACUGCUUAAUAUCGUACAAAUGGGGUGAGAACAAGUUAAGGAGUGGGAAGCUGAAUAUUCUAGGUGCAGUCUUGGUUAGAGGCUUGAAGAAAGAAAGUGAAUAAAAACCAAACAGCAGUAUUGUGUAUUUCGUAAUAUGCAUUGUAGGCGCCUGGAGGCCCUGAGGAAAUGACACAAUUCUUUCCUCGGAGGAUGAUUCAAAGGCUUCUGUUCUCAGCAAAAGAAAACCUCCCCAAGCACUAGUCAGGUGGACUGAACAUGCGCCGCUGAGUUUGUCACACAAUAUAAAAAAACCCAAGUCUACAAGGUUUCACUUCCUAAUUUUCAGUGAAUCACUAAUGUCCCUUGAAAGCUCAGAGCAGCCCAAGAUGCCAGCAUUAAUUGGGAAGCUCAUAUCAGUCGGCGUUACAACACAAUUUCACCUGGAGGACCUGCAGCAGUUGAUAUUGAUGCCUCUCCCAAACGUUGCCAUUCUGGGUCAAGACCCCAUAACAGAGGCAGCCGUGGAAGAGCUCAGGCGACUGCUUCUGCUACUACUAGGAUGUGCUGUGCAGUGUGAAGAGAAGGAGGCGUUCAUUCAGCAGAUCCAGUCUCUGGACAUUGAGACCCAGGCAGCCAUUGCCAGCUCUAUACAGCAGGUGACUCAGGAUCCUCUCAUGGUGCUGCCGCUGAGGUGGGAGGAGCUGGUAGAGGUUGAAGGUGCAGACUUUCAGCUGGUGUUCACCUCUAUGGCCAAACAGAUCCAAAACCUGCUGGCUCAGAGAGACACACACCUGGAGAGGAUAGCGGAGCUGUGUCGUGAGCAUGAGGCCCAGUCUGACUCACCCACGGCGCCCCUGGGUGGUCACAGCAAGGAGCCACCCCAAGGUCUGGCACUCCAGCUGGCAGACAGCAAGGCCAAACUCCGCCGACUUAAACAACAACUGGAAGAUAAAGGUGAUCAGAUAUUGGAUUACAACCUGGAGAUUCAAACCAUGGAGGACCAGCUCAAGAAACUUCAGAAAGAGAACCGUUCUCUGCAGGGUGAGGUGAGGGGCAUGCGCGCACUGCGGGAUGAGCUGGACUGCGCCCGAGAGCGAGCUGCACGGACCGAGCAGCUCCAGACUGAGCUUCAGAGCUGUAAACACAGAUUGCGCAGCCUGGAGCUCACACGCACUCAGUUGAAGGAGCAGCAGCAGCUGUGUGCAGCACUGCAGGAGACCAAAGUUCUUCUGGAAGAACAGCUAGCCGACGCACGAGCGCGCUGCUCCUCAAUAAGGGAGCUGGAGAGGGACAAUCUUCUGCUGCGUCAUAGAAUCAUCGACGUGGAAGCGGAGCGGGACACCGAGAGGCAGCGGGUUGAUGAGCUGCUGGAGAUGAACAUGAGUCUGGAGGCAGACCUGAGGCACAGCAGCAGCAGCUGCAGCAGAGGCGUUCCUGCUCCGGUCGCUGCAGGUCACGGACGUUUCUUCCAAUCAGAGCUGGACUCUGACGAAGAGCUAAGUGACCUGAUUGAUCAGAAGCCGCUGAGUGUGGAGGUGGGCGAGGCUUCGACGCUGAUGCUGCUCGGAGCGGAGCAGGAGAACGCAGAGCUGAGGAGACGACUGGAGGAGUUGCAGGCCCAGCAAGAGGCUGAUUCUCCAGAUGCAAAAGAUGAGCUGGCUUGCAUGGAGACGGAGCAUCAGAACACACUCAGAGAGUUUCAAAACAUGAAGAAUGAAAAUGCCACUUUGAGGCAGCGCCUUGAACAGCUGGUGACCAAACUGCAACAAAUAGAAGACGAGAGGAAGGAGGAAGAAGUGAAGAAGCCAGACCAAAAGGAGGAGGAGAAGGUGGAUAGAGGAGUCCAGGGCUCUGAAUCCUGCAGAGGAGAGGGUGAAGGAAGGGUGAGGAUGAUGGGGGUGAGAGAGAGAAGAGGAGAAAACAUUGUAACCCAGAGGGAAGCAGGAGUUGGGGAAGAGAUUCUCCAUAUUGAUGGAGAAAAAGAAGAACUAUGCGAUGAGGAGGUUGAGUCCAAAAGGAGAGGAGAAGCAGAGGGAGGACAGAAAGAGAAGGAGAACGAAAUACAAACAAAGAAAGAACGGACUGCUAUAGUAACAAGCUCAGAGAUCCAAAAUCCCCCCAAAAGUCUAGAAGACGAUACAGAGACCACAGCUGCAGACCAGGCUGUUUGUUCCCUGUCUGGUGCUGAUGUGGUGUUUCUGACAAACCGGCUCCAGGAGGCCCAUGAGGAGGCUGACCGACAUGCGAUCGUGGCCCAGGACCUGCGCUCCAAGCUGGGGAAGCAGAGCAAGAAAACCUGGGAGGCUGAGCAGAGGCUGGUGGUCCUGGAGGCCGAGAUGCAGCGCCUGAAGAAAGCUGCCGAGAGUCUGGGAGAUGCCCGCAGACAGAUAGAGGUUCUUCAGUCUGAGGGUCUGAUUAUGGAGGAAGAGCUGUGCCGCCUGCGGAGCCAAGCUGCGCUUCACGGGAUGCAGACCACGGUCAUCGCCACCCUGGAGGGAGAGCGGGCCACACUGGAGAGAGACAGGGACACACUACGCAGCACUAUGGACGCCCUGCGCAGCGCCCAGCGCAAGAGUGGCCAGCUGGAGCUCUCCUCUCAGACUCUCAGGGCAGAGGUGGAACGACAAGGUCGGAGUUUGGAGACUUCUCGUCGUCGGGAAGAGGAGCUGGAGGCAGAGCUCCGUGAGGCAACUGUGGAGGCCGAAUCUCUGGCCCGGGCACGAGACCAGGCGUUGCAGGAGGCGUCAAGGCUGGAGCAGGAGAAGGAGCUGUGUCAGUCGGAGCUGGACAGCCAACGGAAGGAGGGGAGGCAGAGAGAGAGAGAGGCAGCGAGGCUGAGGCAGCAGCUGGAGAGCACAACCCUGGCCCUGGAGCACAGCAACCAGAGAGCUCGAGCCCUGGACGCUGAACACAGAUGUGUGUGUCAGCAGCUGUCUGAAUCUAAGGAGCUCUGCACUGAUCUGCAGGACCUUGAGAAGGAGUUCAGCACUCGAUUAACCAGCAUGGAGGAGGGUAAACAGCAGCUGCAGGAGCAGUAUGCAGAUGCUCAGGCCAAGAUUAAUUCACUGUCUCAGGACCUAUGCAAUGAACAGGAACGUUCCCAGAAACUGUCCACUGAAGUCGAACGUCUGUGCCAGAAACUACAAAAAGCUGAGGCGGAACUACAGACGGCAACCAGUUCUCUCAACCAAUCAGAGGAGAGAAUAGAGUUGCUCUGCCAGAGCCUGAUGAAAAGUGAAUCUCUUCUCCAGUUUGAAAAGAGAAGAGGAAGUGUGGAGGUGGACACUACGUCCAAUUCAAAUUCAGACUCCUCAGACAAAGCACAUAUUUCUCAGACACACACCCAGGAGACAUUACAUCUGGAUCAAUCCCCUGCAGCUGGCAAAGGUCGUGACCUUUCCUUGAUCCAUAAUUAUGCCACUGGAGAGACAGAGAGGCAGCUGAGUGAGCGGUUGAUAGAGCUGGAAAGAGAGAAAGCGGUGGUAGUUGCCGAACAAGAGGCGUUGCUGUCGCGGCUGUCUCAGUCCCAGGAGGCAGGUGAGCACCUAAAGGUGCAGCUGGAGGCUCUGCGCCGGCACUCCCUCAGCCUGCAGGAGUCCUGCACCAGGCUACAGACACUCAACACCCAGCUACAGGUGGAGCAAGCAUCCCUAAGCUCCCAGCAUGCAGCAGUGCUGGCGCGCUGCAGUGAGAGCGAGGCCCGGUGUGCGGCUCUGGAGGCCGAGUCCAAGGUGUGGUCGCGGGAGCGUGAGGAGUCGGUGGCCAGGAUGGAGGCUCUGAGGCGGGACCACGAUCGGAUGACUGCUCUGCAGCAGCGGCAGGAGGUGGAGCUGGAGGAGCUGCUGGACAAACACUCUCAGAUGAGGAGCAACAACCGCAACCUGGAGGCUCAGCACAGGGAGCUGGAGGCCAGAUACAAGGAGCUGCUGGACGGUAAAUCCCAGCUGGAUGAGAGAGAGCUGGAGAUGAAGAUGGAGAGAAAGGAGAUGGAAGCAGAGGCCCAGAGGAGACUUGAGAGAGAACGAGAGCUGGAGAGGCUGAAAGAAAACAACGAGAGGCUGCAGGCGCAGCAGAAGGAGGGGUUGGCGUCCCAGGUGGAGCUGCUGGCUCAGGGCUCAGUGCUGAGGGCCGAGCUGAGCAACUCCCAGCUGGAGCGGACGCGACUGGAGGGGGAACUCAGUGGCCUGAGGGAAACCAACCAGAGCCUGGACCUCAGCAGCGCCCGCCUCACCAGCCAGUACCAGCUGUUGAUUCAACUCAAGGGGAACAUGGAGGAGGAGAACCGGCACUUAGCAGAGCAGAACCAGAGUCUGCUGAAGGAGAACCGGGCCUUACUGGAGCAGAGCCUGGAGCGCCGAGAUCAGCACUACUCACAGCAGAGGGAAUACCAGGAGAAGCUGAGCGAGCUCCGUCGGGAGAAGCAGAAACUGGUGGAGAAGAUUAUGGAUCAGUAUAGAGUCCUCGAGCCCAGCAUGCAACCUCCAGCCAGCAAAGCCAAGAAAUCUAACUGGAUUGCGGACAGGAUGAAGAAGCUAAUCAAACCCCGGGGAGGAGGAAGAGGGGGACGCGCCCUCUUUACCGCCAUGGGCAGUGUGGAAAACCUGGCCGACAGCACUGAAUUUACAUCAGACGCACACACACCUCAGCCUGACCGCCGCAGUGCUCCAGUCUCUCCCUGUCCCAUGAGAAAAGCUCCCUCCCAGACAGAUCUGGACAUCUCGGCUCCCGGGACUCCAACCACUCGCUCCGGCUCCGGCGUGCGUCGUAAGCUGGGAUCCCGUCACGGCUGGGGGCUUGGGUUGGCAAGAGGAGGCUCUGGAGUCUCCCAAUCCUUCAGCCCUGGUGACCACAGAACACCGCCUCGCCUGCGGCUAUGCUCCAGCCAGAAUAACUCUGCUGUCCUCUGGGAGGGACAAAGACGGCAGACAAAUACACCCCAGGCAGCAGACGCACUGUUGAGCAGUCAGGAGAGCGUCGAAGAGGAUGACGGCAGAGACAAUCAACACACCACACCAGUGACGACACCACAACGACCUGAGACCGAACACUCGACUCUCAAUUAAAGAACAGACUUUUUUAUGUACUCCUGGCAAAAUGUUUUGCUGCAGCUUUUAAUAUGUCGGACUAUUUUAUAUAUGAGAUCCUUCUAGUAUAUUUUGAAUAGCCUACAUGGAUGAAUACAUCCUUCUGGCAAUUGUUAGUGAGGUUAGUUGCAAACCAUCUUUCUUGUACACAGUAUAUGUAAAACGUUAUUAGACAAGUUAAAAAUAAAACUGAAAACAUAAAAUAAAAUAAAAUAUAAUUUUUACUUUACAACAAAUCAGUUGAUAAAUGACAUGAAAACAUAUUUGUUUUCUCUUUAUUUAUCUUUCUCUUGCUCAUUUUAUUAUUUAUAUUUUAUUUGAUCUAUUCCCUGUUUUCAAACUGCUGGUUGCGUCCCAUUUCCUGCCCAAAGUCAGCAUCAGUGUAUUUUAACGAGCCUACAGGCUACUGUGAGCACAAUCCUCCCCGAAUAGAAUAUCAAUUUUAGGCACAUCCAGAUCUUUCCCCAACCAAGUUGUUUUUGUGCCAAAAUCCAACCAUAGCUGCUGUAGUUUUAUAUUCCUUUUCACACUCCAUGUUAAUUAUUGACGUACAAUAUUAUUUAUUUAUGUUUUCGAUGUUUUACUACAUUGUUUUAGUGUCAGGGCUCCGUACUCUACAUACAGACCCACACACCAUCUGUGCAGUGUGUGUGUCCGGUAAUAUACAGAUGCUUAGUGAAGACACCAGGAAUAUCAAUAUUUUAUUACACCAUGUACAGUAUUUUUGUUUUCAAGUUCAGUGCUAGUGCUUCAUCUUGUCUUCCAUAAACCUUUAUAGGAUUAACAAAAACAAAAGUCUUGUAGUCCUUCUGAUCACCUCCUCUCUAAAUUGGUUAACUAAAAGUCAACGAAGUAUCACAUAUUUUAUAGGAUAUGCUUCAGGGUAAAAAGGAGAAACUAUUAGAUACUGACAACAAUAUUCAAUAUUAACUUUGACAUACCUAAUAAAGGUGCCACAAUACUUUAUUUAAGUAAAGAACCUAAAAAGGAUUAAGCCAUCUGCAGUCCAGUUUGAUCACUCUGAGUCAGAAUAAUGCAAGAAGAGAAAUAAAUAAAUAAAUCUACGAUUGAGGUCCUUAACUUCAAGAUCUGAUCUGUGCACAGCGGGAUGAACAUGGAGAAACCCCUCCACCUGGCUCACAUAUGGCUAUAAAUCCCAUUUCAUUUGAGGGUUCCUGUAUAAAUCAGGUCAUUGAUCUAAUGGCAAAUGAUCUGCACUACUGCUUUCAUGAGAACCCUCUUUAACUUCUUACACUGUCGCACCCAAUGGUGUCAGUGUGGAGCCGGCCAGGCCUCUCCCAACAGACAGGCACAGACAGACAGACAGAUGAAGAGGGAGGAAUUAGCAUGCAGCUUUCCAAAUGAGCAGACCUGAGAGUUCAUCAUGAAGCUAAAGGGCCCUUGACGGGCAGCUUCCAAAGAGCUCCUGCCUCCCAGAUUAUGGCGAGGUUACGUCAGUAUUUCCAGUAGGGGUUGUUUUUGAGUGUGUGUGUGAGUGCGGAAGAUGACACUAAGAUAAUGGCAGGCCGUAGCGCCGUCUCUAAAACCAGCGCUCCCCAAACAGACAUCCUGAAUUAUGAUUUGCAAAUGACAAAUGGGUCGCUAAUACAAUUCAUGAAUUAUGUAGUUGUCAUGGUGACAUUAAUCAAAAAAGCAGGCCCCUUCUUUCAGCUUGGAACAUUGUGUUUGUGAAAUUGAGAUGCAUGACGGGGGGCUGCACACCGAGCCGUCUGAGUGAGCGCAGGGCAAAGCGAUAGCAAGAUAUUGGUUCUGCCAGUCACUCAGAGGCUUAUUACGAGUGCGAUGCAACAAUCACACGCCUUCAGGCACACAUUUGCAGCGCCCACAGACAAAAACUGAAGGUUAGAGACCUCUACACACCAUGGGCGUUGUUUGUACACCAAUAUCAUUUUUGUCAUCAGUACUUUUACACAGAAUUUUUUUAAUACGCUGCAAAAAAGGGGCCUAAUUUCUUUUUGACGCAAGGUACAUUUUUCUGACCUUUUUACCCCGCGAAGAAAGGCAUCACCUAAUCAGUUUGUGUGGACUACACUCAAAGACACUAUCGGUGCAUUUGUAAAUAGUCACUCCGUGUGCCAGAGCGCAAACUGGACACUUCGUAAAUUCAGAGUGUAGCAUUCGGUUAUUCAGAGCACCGCACUCGCAAGCGCAGUGAAUGUGUGAACGUUAUUUGUUUGUCUUACAGUAGCUUAGGCUAAACAACAAUUUACCUCAGACAGAAGCUGCUCUGGGUCAAUAUGAUCUUAGUAGUUGAUCCUCUGCCUGUGAGAAUUUAUUCAAACUUUGUAUUGAAAAAGUGCUGCAAAUGUCUCAAAUUUGCAUCACUGCUGCUGUGAAUAGUAUUGAUGCAAAAUAUUUGCAGGUGAGUAAAUUGCAUUUUUGUGUUGUUUAUUUGUCAUGCCCCCAGUGUCCAACGGCCUAAAAUAGCUUUGUGGUUACACACAAAGUGACCCGCCCACAUUAUCAAUACAUUCUUAAAGAGGGGCACUUGGAGGAGGAUGAAUAAAAACAGGAACGUGAUUCAUUUGCAAUUUGACCCUUAUUUUUAACAGGAUGUCUCACUGAAAUAAACCAGUACUGUCUUUUUUAAAGGGGGAUUGUUUUUUCCCCUGAAAGCACAACAAGCAGCAACAAAAAAUCAGUCAAAAAAAAGCCUCAGAGAAAAAAAAGAAUAAGAGGUAGAAAAGUCUUGGCACAAAAUGAGUGAUUAAGUGCCACCUGUGAUUCCUAAAGGGAUGAAUGAUGGAUGGUUGCCUUGGUUGACAUCAUGGUUGGAUCUCAAGAGUCUGCUCAGCUGCUUAAUUAUUGAGCACCUGAGGGGUGUGACGCUAUUAGCGAACAUCAAUUUCUCAACCCUCCUUUUCAAUGAUUUUUGCCUUCCUCCUUUUGUAAAGACCUCCCCUCUCUCCCUCCUUGUGUCUCUCUGAAGACUUCUCUCUGUAAUUCCCUUUCACAAUCAAGGUCACUCUUCCUUUCUUCUUCCCAAGAAAACUGUCUCCUCCUCUAUUAAUAAUAAUAAUAAUAAUAAUAAUAAUAAUAGAUUUCGAGAGUGCUUUUCAUGAAACUCAAACACGCUUUACUUUAAGUAAAACUGAUCAUAAAAAACAGCAUAAUAUAUAAAACACAACAUUAAUCACACAUUGAAAGCAGUUCUAAAAAGAUGAGUUGGGAUUCGAGUGUGAACAGAGUGGUUUAGUCUCGGAUGUGUGUGUUGAGUUACAGAGGGGGAUGUGGGCGGGGGAUGGAGAAGUCUUUGUCGCCCCAGGUCCAGUUCUUGGUCCUGAGUGGUGGAGACAGGAGGUUGGCAUUAGAGGAAUGGAGGAUGUGGGAAGGAGUGUGUUGGUGGAGGAGAAUAACUUGGACCGGUUGUGGGACGGGGAGCCAUCGUAGGUUCUGGAGGACAGGUGUGAUGUGAUCACGGGAAUGGGUAAACAGAUGAGCUCUUCUGAGUUCUGGAUGCGCUGGAGUUUAUUUAGGACUUUGGCUGAUGUGCCAUAAAGAAUUAUGUUGCAGGAGUAAAUAGUGGAGUAAUAUGUGAUGAAAGAGUGUAGGCAGCAGAGAAGGAGAGUGAUGGGCGGGAACGAGUUAUG
This is a messenger RNA of Cyclopterus lumpus (lumpfish), 9719 nucleotides long. RefSeq names its product coiled-coil domain containing 88B (gene ccdc88b). Lineage: Eukaryota; Metazoa; Chordata; Actinopteri; Perciformes; Cyclopteridae. The record is from RefSeq and is a predicted model, not a curated record. Bases 1381 to 6087 code for a protein of 1568 amino acids. The transcript has 27 exons. Gene Ontology annotation, biological process: cytoskeleton-dependent intracellular transport; cytoplasmic microtubule organization. Gene Ontology annotation, cellular component: cytoplasm; centrosome. Gene Ontology annotation, molecular function: dynein light intermediate chain binding; microtubule binding.